CGCACCGACAGGAAGAGACAGGAGAGGAGAGAAGCAACUUCAGAGAGCUUUGUUUUCUUCCAGCGACAAGUUCAUCUGAAUUUAUCAGAAUGAUGCUGCAGCACCCGGGUCCCUCGCUGGCUGACAUCAGCUGCUCCGCCCUGGUGCCCUGCCUUUCCCCGCCGGGCACGCUCACCCUGGACGACUUCACCAACUUCACGCCCAUCGUGAAGGAGGAGCUGCGUCUGGCCAUCCAGACCAAGCGUCUGUCCAACGGGCUCAGCGCAGACAUGAGCUCCGACGGCGCCAGCUCCGGCUCGGAGCGAGCCUGGGAGUGCCGCGCCGGUGGAUCUGGAGGGAAGAGAGAGACCACACCUCAGGAACUCGAGAGGAGGAAGAGACGGAGGGAGAGGAACAAGGUCGCUGCCGCCAAGUGCCGCAACAAGAAGAAGGAGAAAACUGAGACUCUGCAGCAGGAGUCAGAGAAGCUGGAAAGCGUCAACAGCGACCUGAAGGCUCAGAUCGAGGAGCUGAAGCAGCAGAAGCAGCAGCUGGUCUACAUGCUCAACCUGCACCGGCCGACCUGCAUCGUCCGAGCCCAGAACGGCCAGACGCCCGAGGACGAGAGGAACCUCUUCCUCCAACACAUCAAGGAGAGCACCUUGCAGCUCCACAACCUCACCUCCUCCACCAACACCACCACCACCUCCUCGUCCUCGUCCAUCUCCACGCUGUCGCCUCUCGACGGAGGACUUCUGACCCUCGAUCACAUUCACUUUCUCGGUCACCUAUGAGCGACCGGGUGCCACUUCUCAUAGACUUGCAUUGCCGCCAUCGGCGCAGCAGAGGAUGUUGGAGCGGCUGCUGGAGCCGAGAACAGACUUGCGACCCGAGAAUGACAGUGACUCUCUAUAAACGCCAUUCAGGAUGACUCCUCGGUCUCAUUCACUGUUCACGAAGCUGCUAGAGAGACCUCAGCACCUCCCACUCCCUGAAGCUGCUGAUGGGACAGGAAGUGUCCACAGCAACUUGACAUGUAUUACUCCUUUUUGUUUUGUUUCAAACAUUACAAAUAGUCAUGGCCAAGGACAGAUGCCAAACCACGAAAAAACAAAAACAUCUCUUUUUUGUUUUUAAUUUACUGGUAUUUUGAAAAGAUGAAAGUUAUAUUUUUCUUUUUUGUACCAAAGUGUGAUUGCAAGGUGAUCAAGGCACAUCAGCUAAACGUUCACCUGAAUAGAAAGCAGAUGGACCGUGAGUGUGCACAGACCGAGUGGGUUUUGAGCUGCAAGACUUAAAAAAAAAAAAAAAAAAAAAGUCUGUGUAUGAAAAAUUGUAUAUUUAUUUAGUAACUACUGUAUGACAUGUCAUUGCCGUAUCAACCCUGUUUACGUGUCCUUUAUACAACAUGAACUACUAAAUUUGCUGCUACUACUAACCACUCAGGACCUGUGCUGUGCUGUAGAGGUUUCAGGUUGUCUGCUAUCAGGGCCGCAGUUACAAAAGGGAAAUGUACUUUGCAGGCAGGGGUUAGAAUUAUGCACUUAAUAAAAAAGGAAAGUAAAAAAAAUGACAAUAUAAUAAUUCAUGCAGAUGAUAGCUUACUUUUCUGGCAACCAAACUUGUCCCAAAAACAAAAAGCCUGUAUAGAAGUACACUUUGUUUUAUCACUGCGUCCCCUCUUAAGGUAAACAGAGUGUUGCAUUUUAAAUCUUCCGUGACGAUGAAGCUCCACAAGUACGAGUGUUAUGUUUUCUAGAGACGUUCCAAUACCGUUUGUUUCUUCCCAAUACCGAUUUCGAUACCUGAACUUUCAUAUCAGCUGAUACCAAGUACCGAUCCGAUACCAGUGCUCUAAAAACAAAAUAAAGUUAAACAAGUCAAAAUUCCCUUUUUAUAUUUUUGUGAAAAUGUCCUCAAACUGUAUUCAUUCAAAUUAACAAGAUUACAUUUGAACAAAUCAUUGACAAUAUAAUUCACCUUCACCCCAAAUGAUUUUUUUUUACUGACUAUAGCUCGAACGCAUCAUAAUGUAACUCUAAUGCAACCUCCGUACGUUGGCUGUUGGCUCCGUUAUGUACUAGUAGGACUGUGCUGCUAACGGCUAACGUUAACUAGCUCUCCUCCUGCCGAUUUCAACGUGGUUGUGUUGUUCACAAUGUAAUGUUAUCUGGGAUGAACAGGGUGCACAAUGAUUGUUUAAGCACAGGUGUGUAGUACUAGUUUGUACAGAUAGCGGGUGAUGUGUCCUUGUGGUUCCUGUGUAUUGUGAGCUGAUAAAUGAUAUAACU
Anarrhichthys ocellatus (wolf-eel) is the source of this 2270-nucleotide messenger RNA. RefSeq names its product activating transcription factor 3 (gene atf3). Bases 90 to 773 code for a protein of 227 amino acids. Gene Ontology annotation, biological process: regulation of transcription by RNA polymerase II. Gene Ontology annotation, cellular component: nucleus. Gene Ontology annotation, molecular function: RNA polymerase II cis-regulatory region sequence-specific DNA binding; DNA-binding transcription factor activity, RNA polymerase II-specific. The transcript has 4 exons. Lineage: Eukaryota; Metazoa; Chordata; Actinopteri; Perciformes; Anarhichadidae. The record is from RefSeq and is a predicted model, not a curated record.